Bipolaris sorokiniana ND90Pr is the source of this 2461-nucleotide messenger RNA. RefSeq lists its product as uncharacterized. NCBI's taxonomy places the organism in Eukaryota, Fungi, Ascomycota, Dothideomycetes, Pleosporales, Pleosporaceae. Bases 219 to 2153 code for a protein of 644 amino acids. The record is from RefSeq and is a predicted model, not a curated record. The transcript has 4 exons.
GGAGAAAAAGUUCGGAUUCGGGGCAGCCCUGGCUGUGGCGCUAGUUUACCGAACGCUGAUCCUAGCGCAUCGCCUGAAUCCCAGCCCCAAUGGACCCCAGAACGUGUCCGGAUACUCUAGUGCCCGCCCACGGUCCAGCAUCCGACAUUCGAUUAACAAGCCUGUUUGGUGUCUUUUCUUACAUGUCUUAUCAUCCUUCUUUGUAACACAGCUUCAUCAUGUUCCAGCGCAUUCGAGGGGCGAUAGACGCGAUUGCUGAGGAACAGGCCCGCCAGAAAGCCGUCCAGCAAGCCGCCCAGCAGACCAGACCUUCGCGAUCCAAUUCGGCUACAGCACGGCGCUCCAAUUCCCGUAAUCUAUCGCCCUCGAAACGAACAGCAAGAUCCAAAGAUGGCGACAGCAGCAAAGCCGCGCCCGCUGGAAAGGGCCCCGAUCCCUCUGAAUUCGACCCGGACUUUGUCAUAGGCGAAGAUGAGGAACAACCAAGCCGAGCUACCACACCGCGCCCUAAGAAAAAGGCGCCAGCAGCCGAUGCCACGACUGAGAACGGCGAUGAUAAGAAGGAGGAGGCGCAGGUCGCAGAAGGGGAGGCGCAUGUAGAGGCAGAGGCGCAAGAGAAGCCGGAACAGCCACCAGAAAUCCCGCCAGAGAUCAAGCUGCGGCUCCGUAGAUUGGACAAACUGGAACCCAAGUACACUGAGUUACUCCGGUCGUACCGCAUCGCACACGCUAGAGUUGGCGCAAUCGAGGCGUUUGAGAGUUCCCUGCGCGAAUACACUCCUCUUACUUCUAUCAGCGAUGCCAGCGCAUUUGUGGAAUAUCUAGGUCAACUAAACGUCAAAAGCGACAUGCUUAUGGAGGAGCUCAAGCGCGUAUCUAGGGAGCGUGAUGAGCUCAACAAGAAGCUUGAGGAUGCCGAGAAACGCGCAAAGGAGGCGUCUGAAGAGGUGGAAACACUCAAAUCACAGGCGCAAACAAGUAACGAGAAUCAACAAGACAGCUCCACUACGCAGACCGAUUCAGCUACACCCUCGUCGCCAUCAAAAGAAUCCAAGCAGACGGAGACCACUGAAGAAAGCGAAGACUUCUUCUCGUACGACAGUGAAUUACCUCGCGUGCAAGUGCAACUACAAGAGACCGAGGCAAAGAUGGAGAAGCUCGAAGAGGAGAACGAGUCGCUCAAGAACGAACUUUUGACAGCACAGGAAUCAGCACAAUCCUUUAUGCAGAAUCUGGAGACGACGACCAAUGAUCUGAACACGUUCAAGGACACGCAUCAGCGCCUGCAGCGCGAGGCGGAAGAGCGUGAAAAGGGGCUGAACAGCAACAUUGAUGAACUCAAGGCAAAGGUCACUUGCGCAGAGGAGGAGCUCGAAAAGCACAAGGAAUCGCAUGGUGAGAGUGAAAAAACCAUCAGUGAUCUCAAGAAGAAGCUCGAGGCCACAACCAAGGAGUUGGAAGACUUGCACGCUGAGAAGGGAGAGAAGAUUGUGGAAGAGGACCAAGUCGAAUCUUUACAGCGCCGCAUUGAAGAGCUAGACAGCGAGCUUUCGCAAUUGCGUGACAAGCAUGCAAAGAGUGAGAAAAAGAAUGAGACGAUAAGCAGCUUGCUUGACAAGGUGCGCGAACAAUUAAAGGCGGCAGAAUCUAAGCGUGAUAGCGCUCUGGUUGAACUCGAGCAGGCAAAGCACGAUCUUGAGAAGAAUAACCUUGACAAGGCAGAUGCUAAGCCGGCAUCUAUCAAGGUAGAACCAGCACCCUCAUCUCCAGCACUACCUUCUCCGGCAGCACCGCUCAGUGCUUCUGCCAAGAAGAGGAAUCGCAACAAGAACAAGAAGAAGGGUGCAAAGGGGUCGGAGGGGACUGGAGCCGUGACCCCCGAAGCAACACCAAGCGAAGCAGGGGACAAUGACGGGCUGCUUAGUCCUCGGGAUGCAGAGUUUUCGCCGUCGCAGCUGGAGGAGGCACUGAAGAAUGUGGCGCAGCUCAAGUCAGAACUGGAGGAAAAGACGGUGGAGAUUGAGAAGCUCCAGGAUGAAGUUUCCGAGAAGACGUCGUCGAUUGAGUUGCUCAAGAAGAAGGCAAAGGAUCAAGAAGAUAUGCAGGAAGAGAUUGAUAUCGUCACAGCAAGAACGAGAAGCGCUGACUGCUGAGUUUGCGGAGCUCAAAUCCAAGGCUGAAUCACUGCAAACGGAUCUAUCAAUUGCGGAGAAGCUUGCUGCAUCUCGCUUCAAGGACCUGACGGAGAUGCGAGAGGUGUUGCAGAAGGCACAACCCGAGCUAACAUCUCUGCGCAAAGAAGUCGCCGAGCUGCGAAGCACUAAAGACGAACUGGCAACCAAGACAAGUGAAGUUCGCAAGCUAGAGGGCCGCGAGAAAGACCUCCGGUCGGAGAUUGCCGAAUACAAGUCGCAAUUGUCGAGCAAGGAGAGUGACAUCAAAUCACUCAAUGACAAGAUGA